CAAGUUUACUACAGUAGUUGUUGUGGGAAUGUUGGCUUCUUCUGCGGGGAGAGUUGGAUAAACUAAUGAGUUUAGAGGAUAUUAUUAACCAAGCUUUCCAGAAAAAUGCCGAAAUGUAACAAACGCGCAUAGUUUGUGUUUUUGACUUGAAAUUUAUUCUUCUAGAUGAGGAGCUUGGUCAACUUGUAGGUUCCUGCUUGAAAACGAAGCCUUUAUGGUCACAUAGCUAACAAAGAAAACGAUAUGCUAUCUGAUGACUUUUUACAGAUAUAUCCUCGUUUGUGUUGUCUUCCAAGCCCUCUAAGCUUUCUAUUAUUCUACACUUUGUUUUUCCUUGUUUGUGUCGUGAGUCAAUUAAAAUAGGCUUCCAAACCUAUGCGCGUUGUUGCAUUAAUUUGAUUUCCAGGAAGCUGACACUCAUCGUUUCCUCCAAACACUAUAAAUACCACGCACAACUCUGCCAACAUUCACAAACAAAACACUCUUUGCUCAAUUUCAUACUUUAGAGUUCAGCCAAAAGCUUCGAGAAAAAAAAAAAAAAAAAACUAAGCAUUUCAUUUCAAAGCUUUCUAGUGAAAGAAAUUCAGAUGGCAGAGAAGAACCAGCAAUUCGCAGCAGCCAAUGGCUACUCCAGAAACGAUGCAGAAUCUGCCACAUUGCAAUCCGAGGAGGAGCUGAAACGCCAGAAGAGAAUCAAAAUGGCCAUAUAUAUUAGUAUUUUUGUUGUUUUUCAGAUCAUAGUUAUUACCACAAUGAGUUUGACUGUGAUGAAAGUUAAGACCCCCAAGUUCAGGCUAGGCAGCGACAUCAACGUCCAAAGCUUCAAAUCUGUCCCCGCAACGCCUUCAUUCGACAUGAAAUUCACAACCCAAAUCAGGAUCAAGAACUCAGCCAACUGGGGUUCCUACAAGUUCAAUACUGCCAAUGUCACGUUUCAAUACCAAGGUGCGACUGUGGGAGUAAUUGAUAUCGCAAAGGGCAAGGUUGGAUGGCUUUCGACCAUAAAAAGAAAUGCGGAGGUGAGUUUGAGUUCAAGUGGAUUAACUGGUUCAAAUCUUGAAAGCGAAUUGAGCAGCGGGGUGUUGACGCUCAAUAGCGUAGGCAGAUUGAAUGGAAAAGUAGCAAUUAUGUUCAUAAUGAAGAAGAAGAAGGCUACCAACAUGAACUGCACCAUAGCUUUCGAUGUGGCAGCCAAGACCCUCAAAUCUUUAGAAUGCAAGUGAUCAGCCAGCAUUUAAUUUUCAAGAUGAAGAGUAGCUCUUCAUUUGUGAUUCUGUUUUAUUAUUAUUUUUUUCAUUUUUUAGUUUUGCUAUAUGUUUGAAUCCUUUGAUUUUUUGGCUAUAGAAAAUGGUAUUGAUUCAUUUAUUUUUAACCACUGAAGGCACUCCCUGUAUUUCCUUAUUUCCUUUCUUUUUAUACAAUAGUGAACACAGAAAACAUACAAAAUGCUUGAUUUCCAUAAA
Prunus persica (peach) is the source of this 1463-nucleotide messenger RNA. RefSeq lists its product as uncharacterized. Lineage: Eukaryota; Viridiplantae; Streptophyta; Magnoliopsida; Rosales; Rosaceae. The record is from RefSeq and is a predicted model, not a curated record. The transcript has a single exon. The coding region runs from base 588 to 1223 and encodes 211 amino acids.